GGCCCCGGUGGGCGCGGGCAGGUAUAGGGUUAGGGCGACUAGUGUGCCCAGUAUUCGCGUGGUUGUUAACAUGUUGCCCCUUGGUAGUCUAGGGCACCGGUAUGUCCCCUAUUUGCAACACUCGCACUGGCAGUCCGAGCCCUUACAGCCGCAGUUAUCACAACCGCCGCAAGUCUUGGUCUCCACAAUAGUCUUCAUAUUUACCGACAAUUUAGUUGUGAAAAACGCAAACAAAUUGCCCCUAAAUAUGAAGACUAUUGUGGAGACCAAGACUUGCGGCGGUUGUGAUAACUGCGGCUGUAAGGGCUCGGACUGCCAGGAUCCGUGGAAAUGUGUGGCUAUUGACUGAACAUCUAAAAUGUUUUAUUGAAAUAUUUUUAAUAAAUUUAAUAUUUUUAAAAUUGUAUUUUAAUAAAUUAUUAACUGUAAAGUGAAUUAUUGUAAUAAUUGUAUCUAUGCACACGAUUUUCUAUGAAUAAAAUAUGAUUGAUAUUUAAAAAUA
Messenger RNA from Oppiella nova, 502 nucleotides. Lineage: Eukaryota; Metazoa; Arthropoda; Arachnida; Sarcoptiformes; Oppiidae. The record is from the annotation of a GenBank genome assembly.